Acanthocheilonema viteae is the source of this 1149-nucleotide messenger RNA. Lineage: Eukaryota; Metazoa; Nematoda; Chromadorea; Rhabditida; Onchocercidae. The record is from the annotation of a GenBank genome assembly.
AUGUUGUGUGGAAAAUUACUAUUUGUACUUUUGCUACAAGCAAUUUUAAAUAUUCUCAAUUCUCAGGUACCACCUGGAGCACGAGUAUCAACAGUGAUAACAAAAUAUAUGACACCAGUGAUAACAGCAAAAGAUAAUCUUACUUAUGAAAGUCAUGCAUCAAACAUCGAACAGUUGCAAUUUGUUGUUUCAAAGGAAACUGUCAAAGGUCGUGCUAAACAUCCAAAUGUUACCUUUGCCAUUCAGAUUACACGAAAAUCAUGCAAAGCGAUAAAGCUAUGUUUCGGGAAUAAAACUAAUUUAUUCCGCCAUUUCGAUUUGCUCUCAAAGGUAAAAUAUGGUGAAACAGGUUACGAUAAAAAGUUAAGCAAAGAAGUUUUUGCACUGGUAGAACGAUCAGUAUAUGAAGUAGAUGCAUGCGCAGGAAUGACAGCAAUUGAAUGGGAAUUCCCGAUACCAUGGUCAUGGAGUAAUUCAAGUCAACAAAAAGGAUACAUGCAUUAUUCAGCUCUGUACAAAGGUGGAGUACCAAGUAGUUAUCGUUCUAAAAUGAGUGGUAUUUCAAAUGUCGAAACAAUUAUCAUACAUAAUGAUCUGGGAUCAAAACCUCAGAAACUUGGUUUGGAAGUGAGACAUGGACCAAUACUUUUCCGUAAGCCAAUAGAUGAAACAACACCUGCUUACACAACAUUUUAUGAAACAUUCGAUUUAUGGUCCAAAUCAAAAGAAUUAUAUUUUGUUCUUGCACAAGAUGCUAAUUCAUGUGGUGCUCGUUUUUCAGCACCACCAACCACUCAUACAUUCAUGAAACGCAGUGUUAUUUUUAAUUUCCGUCCUGGAAUAAUGUAUCGCAUCAGAAAAGGUGUCAAUAUCUGGUCUAUACCUCUUGGUUUUAUAGUUGGUACCUGCGUUGGUGUUUUUGGAGCUAGUUUUUUACUGUGUCGAAAUUCGAAAAAUUAUUAUAAACGAUGGAAUGCACAAAUGAGGAAAACAUAUGGGAGAUUUGCAACAACCGAUGUAUCAACGAUGGCCGGUAUUUCACAAGCAACUACAGUUGGUGGUGUGUCUCAAAUGACGGGAAUAUCACAGAUUGGUGAUACGACGAUAGGUUUACCCACUAAUACAGAAGGUGUGUCGCAGAUUAAAUGA